AUGAAGUUCAUCAUCAACACGCUACUGGUGCUCUGCCUGGCUCUUCUGGCCCUUGCCGCAAAGGAGCCGGAGAGACAAGUGAUCAUUAGCUACCCGAAGAAUACCCCGUCUAGUGUCUUGGACGAAGCGAAGAAGGUCAUCUUGGAUGCGGGCGGGUUCAUCUCCCACGAAUACCACAUAAUCCAAGCAUUCGCUGCCAAAUGUCCUGCCAAGGUGAUUGAGAGCGUGAAAGCAUUGGGCGAGAAGCACAAUGUCAUCAUUGAGGAAGACCAGAAGAUGAGCAUCAAUUCGUAA
This is a messenger RNA of Zasmidium cellare ATCC 36951, 294 nucleotides long. RefSeq lists its product as uncharacterized. The coding region runs from base 1 to 294 and encodes 97 amino acids. Gene Ontology annotation, molecular function: endopeptidase inhibitor activity. The record is from RefSeq and is a predicted model, not a curated record. The transcript has 3 exons. Gene Ontology annotation, biological process: vacuole fusion, non-autophagic. NCBI's taxonomy places the organism in Eukaryota, Fungi, Ascomycota, Dothideomycetes, Mycosphaerellales, Mycosphaerellaceae.